Molecule: messenger RNA, 946 nt
Organism: Cicer arietinum (chickpea)
Lineage: Eukaryota; Viridiplantae; Streptophyta; Magnoliopsida; Fabales; Fabaceae
Product: large ribosomal subunit protein eL22z-like
Biological process (GO): cytoplasmic translation
Cellular component (GO): ribosome
Molecular function (GO): RNA binding; structural constituent of ribosome
Source: RefSeq, a predicted model, not a curated record
ACGCGCGUUUUAUGUGAGCGUAUAAAAAGAAAGGCAAAUCAAUGCCCUAAUUUUUGCCACUGCCGUCCAUUUUCUUUCUUCACAUUGUGCCGUGCUCUCUUUGGCUGCGUCUCAAGAGUUUCAUAGUAGAAACUGAAGAUAAAAAAUGGGUCGAGGAGAUGCAGCUGGUUCCAAGGGGAAGAAGAAGGGAUUGACAACAUUUACCAUUGACUGCGCCAAGCCCGUGGAGGACAAGAUCAUGGACAUUGCCUCUCUCGAAAAGUUCCUUCAAGAGAGGAUUAAGGUUGGUGGUAAACCUGGUGCUCUUGGCGACGCCGUCACUGUUUCACGUGAAAAGAGCAAAAUCACCGUUACUUCUGACAGCAACUUCUCCAAACGGUAUCUCAAGUACUUGACCAAAAAGUACUUGAAGAAACACAAUGUACGGGACUGGCUUAGAGUGAUUUCUUCUAACAAAGAUAGAAGUGUUUAUGAACUGAGGUACUUCAACAUUGCCGAGAAUGAAGGAGAGGAAGAAGAUUAAUUGUGCGUUGUUCAGCUUAUUCAUUUUAGAACCUUGUCAAAACCCUUUUCUCAUGUUAGAUUAUUUUUUGCCAAGUAUUGCUUGAGACAUGUUUUUUGCAUUAGUAGCAAUUUUACAAUUUUGUUCAUUUAAGAGUUGCGGCACCACUUUUGUUGGAAUGGAAAUAGAGUUCACUUGUUAUACUGUCAAGUACUGCCUUCGAUACAAUUCUAUUGUGGUAACUUUCCCUGGAUAUCUCUUGUUAUGGGUUCAAUGGUAAGGAUGAGAUUUGAAUCUAUGGUUCUAUGGGGUUGUGUGCCCAAACUUAUUACUAAUUAAGUCUUGUUCCCACAUUGUUUGGAACUUGAAGUAGGUUUAUCAAGUGAUGUUCAUUGUUCAAAGGGGCCAGUAGCUUGCUUAUUAAACUUACAUUUUUGCAUUAUG